AAAUAAGAACUUGCAGUGUCUAAAAAGUAAAAAAAUAAGUAAAUAAAUAAUAGCAAUAAAAAACAGAACAUUACUUGCUUUAAGCAUAAACUGACUUUGCAAAGACAAGGGUUUGAAUUUUAUUCCAAAAAGUUGUAAAACUCAUACGAUAAUUUAAUAUAAAUUAUGGAAGUUCUAGUAUUUGGGACAAUUAAAGCAAAAACAUCGCAACAUACACCAGUAUUAUAGCAUGUUUUACAAAAGGUUACACGUUAAAGCAAGGUUCAGAAGAAGUAACUCAGUUAGCAGUAUCUGAGUGUGUCUAAUGCCAGAGAUUUUGUUGAAACGUUCUUUGAGAAAAAUCAGUCUGUUCUACUACUCACAACUCAUCAUCAGAUCUACAACAAAAGAUUAUACUGCCCUCUUCCGGCCGUCCAAUCCUAAUUGAGUCUGCCACAUGUUGCUGAGGUCUUUUCAAGGGAAACUCUUGCUCACCAUCGAGCACAGACAGAGCAUUACUUACAUCCUUCUUUACAUCAUCCACAUUUUUGUGCAUUAACAGCAAUAUCAACGUUUACUACUGGCAAGAAAUAAAAAUGUCAAGCAAAGCACUGCAUGACUUGACUGUGAAAUUUAACAUGUGAUAGUUUGAAGUUAAAUCUCCAGUGAUUUAAUAUUGAAGUCUCCAGAGCUAAAUAUUUGAGUCUAAAAGCUCUUACUCUGAAUUUUAUUUUCACUUUUAGUCUGAAAGGUCGCUUCCAUAUGUUCCUGUUGACGUCACAGACGUUGAAGUAAAACGUCAUUACGUUUUAAUCGUGUUUUGAGCGCGGGAGCUUUGAGGAAAUUUGCUGACAUCAGGCAGAAAACGUUGCAGAUGUCAUGGCGAUGAGAGGAGAAACGAGAGCGGAGGUAGAGACGGAGGAGGAGGAGAACUACGGCCCACAGCCUCUCUCCAGACUGGAGCAUUGUGGAAUUAGUGCCAGCGACAUCAAGAAGCUGGAGGAUGCAGGGUUCCACACCAUAGAAGCAGUGGCUUAUGCACCCAAGAAAGAGCUGCUCAACAUCAAAGGCAUCAGUGAAGCCAAAGCAGACAAAGUUUUAGCAGAAGCAGCCAAGCUGGUGCCAAUGGGCUUCACUACCGCUACCGAGUUCCAUCAAAGGAGAGCAGAGAUCAUCCAGAUCUCCACAGGCUCCAAGGAGCUGGACAAAUUACUGCAGGGUGGGAUCGAGACAGGCUCCAUCACAGAGAUGUUUGGAGAGUUUCGGACCGGAAAGACCCAGCUGUGUCACACACUGGCCGUUACCUGUCAGCUGCCUAUUGAUCAGGGAGGUGGAGAAGGGAAAGCAAUGUACAUCGACACAGAAGGAACCUUCAGACCUGAGAGACUGCUGGCUGUAGCUGAAAGGUAUGGGCUAGUGGGCAGUGAUGUGUUGGACAAUGUGGCCUAUGCUCGAGCCUUCAACACAGACCACCAGACUCAGCUGCUGUAUCAAGCCUCUGCCAUGAUGGCUGAGUCCAGGUCAGCGGUGGUUUCAGUUACAUCUGAACUAUGUGGAUCUGGUAUUUUCUCCAGGUAUGCCCUGCUUAUUGUGGACAGCGCCACUGCGUUGUACAGGACAGACUAUUCAGGCAGAGGGGAGCUGUCGGCCAGGCAGGGGCAUCUGGGGCGGUUCCUCCGCAUGCUGCUCCGGUUAGCAGAUGAGUUUGGGGUUGCCGUGGUAAUAACUAACCAAGUGGUGGCGCAGGUCGAUGGGGCAGCCAUGUUUUCAGCAGAUCCCAAGAAACCAAUUGGUGGCAACAUUUUGGCUCAUGCUUCCACCACAAGGCUGUACCUGAGGAAAGGCCGAGGAGAAACCAGGAUCUGUAAAAUCUACGAUUCCCCCUGCCUGCCGGAGGCUGAAGCCAUGUUUGCAAUCAAUGCAGAUGGUGUUGGAGAUGCCAAGGACUGAGCAUUCCUGGGCCAGCAGGGGGCUGCAGUGAGCUCAGGAAGAGCUAGAGUGAAGAGUUCUCAUGGUUGGUUGACUGUUCAUCACAGUCAAUAAAUGUCUCCUGCCUGGACAUCAGGUCAUAUUGGAUCUAAACACUCCUCAAUUACAUGAUGAGUAUCAGCAACAAGACCUUCAUGGAGUACUGACAAUAUAACCUGGGAAACCUGAACAAAUGACUAAUGGACAAUAUUUGUCUAAAGAUUUUUCUGAGGCUUGUGUGUCCAAGUUUAGCCUAAGGCAGAAAUUUUAUUUAAAAUGUUUUUGUCCUUAAGCUGUUAUGUCUAUAUUCCCUUCAUGACUAAAUUUCUGAAUUCUUAGAGCAGUGUGUUAAGGGAUCCUUUAAUAAACUGGUAACUCAUUCAGAA
This is a messenger RNA of Gambusia affinis (western mosquitofish), 2333 nucleotides long. Its product is annotated as DNA repair protein RAD51 homolog B. The record is from RefSeq and is a predicted model, not a curated record. Gene Ontology annotation, molecular function: ATP-dependent DNA damage sensor activity; ATP hydrolysis activity; double-stranded DNA binding. Gene Ontology annotation, biological process: chromosome organization involved in meiotic cell cycle; double-strand break repair via homologous recombination; DNA strand invasion. Bases 859 to 1929 code for a protein of 356 amino acids. Gene Ontology annotation, cellular component: condensed nuclear chromosome. The transcript is spliced from 10 exons. NCBI's taxonomy places the organism in Eukaryota, Metazoa, Chordata, Actinopteri, Cyprinodontiformes, Poeciliidae.